This is a messenger RNA of Cooperia oncophora, 327 nucleotides long. The record is from the annotation of a GenBank genome assembly. Lineage: Eukaryota; Metazoa; Nematoda; Chromadorea; Rhabditida; Trichostrongylidae.
AUGCAUAGCAGUUCUGACGACUUGCAGUGCCAUCUCUUUAGUUUCCGUACCACGGCCACAGUACAACCUACCUUUGCGCAAGUAAAAGACUCAAACUUCAGUAGGGUGAAACUCAUAAACGAAUACGCCAAUCUUCCAAGUAACAAUUCAAAGAUUGCGAAGGAUGUAGACGAGAUAAUUGAAUUUGAAACGAAGAUUGCGAAAAUUAUGGUGGCUGAAGAGGAUCGCAAAAACCCUUCUAGGAUGUACAAUCUUCGUCGUCUUACCGAUAUGGAGAAACUGACACCCAUGGUGGGUAGACUUUUAUUUCUGUCAUGCUAUCCCUAA